UAGGGGCGGGACCUAUAGAGCAGGCGGAGGCCGGAUGGAUCAGGGGGGUCCGCGCUGGCCCACGGGUGCCAGGAUGGGCAGCUGGGUGUCCCACGCACUGGGCCUGAUGGUGGUGCUGGCGGCAGUGCUGAGCUCUGCGCGGGGCCGGAGGAGCCAGGACCUGCACUGCGGAGCUUGCCGGGCCCUGGUGGAUGAGCUGGAGUGGGAGAUCGCGCAGGUCGACCCCAAGAAAACCAUCCAGAUGGGCUCGUUCCGCAUCAACCCGGACGGCAGCCAGUCAGUCGUGGAGGUGCCCUAUGCCCGCUCCGAAGCCCACCUGACAGAGCUGCUGGAGCGGGUGUGCGAGAAGAUGAAGGAGUACGGGGAGAAGACGGACCCUGUCACCCAGCGCAAGGCAUACGUCCGCAUCCUCUCCCACGAUGGCACCAAGAUGGAUCUCUCCGAGGUCAAGAUAGAUGGGGAUGUGGUCUCCAGCUUAAAGUUUGCUUGCGAGAGCAUCGCAGAGGAGUAUGAGGAUGAGCUCAUUGAGUUCUUCUCCCAUGAGGCUGAGAACAUCAAGGACCGACUCUGCAGCAAGCGCACCGAUCUCUGUGAUCAUGCCCUGCACGUGCCCCACGAUGAGCUGUGAUGUAGCAGCCCCAGAUUGCGCUGGACAGAGCCGUAUAACCGAUGCCUUGCACUCCCCCCACUCCCGUGUCACCUGUGCUGUCCUCGGGGGCAUCACAACUCCUCGCUGAGGAUGGGCAGCCCCGUGUGAGCAGCUCCCAAGCCAGGCAGGAAGGACAUUCCCUGCCUGCUUCUUGGGCUCAACUACCUUGGUGCUGUGAGCAGCCCCUUCCUUGCCCAUGGGCCCCGUGAGGAUGCUGGCUCCUUUGCUGGGACUCUGCUUCCUCCCUUGUCUGGCGUUUUUGUGUCUUAUUUAUUUUUGCUGCACGUCUGUUGUGUCUGUGUUGCAGCAGGAGCAUUGUCUCGGGGCUGGUGAAGGGGACCAGCAGCUAGGACUCCUGGGUUCUCUUCCAGCCUGGAGGCAGAGCAGCUGAUAGCCGCCUGGGGCUCUUGGCUCUAAUAAGACUGGUGAUACAGGACUCCAAGGCUUCAUUCCCAGCAGGGGUGUUUUGUGGUGUCUGCCGGAGCCAGGACUUUUGGGUUCCACACUGGCUGUGCCACCAUCUCCUUGGGCAAGUCACUUCAUCUCCCUGUGACUCAGGUGCGGGAGGGGACCAAUGGGGAGGGGCCUGCACAGAAGCCACU
Messenger RNA from Gavialis gangeticus (Gharial), 1251 nucleotides. It is a transcript of the gene CNPY2, whose product is annotated as canopy FGF signaling regulator 2. NCBI's taxonomy places the organism in Eukaryota, Metazoa, Chordata, Crocodylia, Gavialidae. The transcript is spliced from 6 exons. Gene Ontology annotation, cellular component: endoplasmic reticulum. Bases 35 to 628 code for a protein of 197 amino acids. The record is from RefSeq and is a predicted model, not a curated record.